AUGAAUAAUAUUUUAAAUCAUAACGAUAAGAAUUCAAUAGCAAGACUAUUGAAUCAAGCGAAUUCUGAAAGUGAUGCUAUAACUACAUCUACAACGCCCACGCAUUUCAUGAUGACAACCGUAUCUGGCACUAAACGAAAACAAGAUAUGAUUUUAGAUGGAGCAAGAUGUCUUUGGGAAACAUGUGCAGCCGUAUUUAGGUCCAUGGAUGAGCUAAUACCACAUCUUUCAAAGCUACAUAUAGCUGGACAUUCCGAUGGAAUUUUAUGUCGUUGGGCAUCUUGUUCAAAAGAACAGGAAAAUGACGAUAAAUUAAUCCAACACCUAUGUCAUGAUCAUUUGGCUGCGCGGGAACUUCAACAUUGGUGUAAAUGGCAAGGAUGUUAUUUACCAUUUGAAACCUAUGAAGAAUUAACCGGGCAUGUUAGUGAAGGGCAUAUUGGAUGUGGUAGAAGUCAAUAUAUCUGUUAUUGGGAAAGAUGUGAUCGAAAUGGACGUCCAUUCGCACAACGCCAAAAGGUUAUGCGACAUAUUCAAACACACACUGGUGAUAAGCCAUACCAAUGUACGAUCUGUAAAAAGCGGUUCUCAGAAGCUAAUAUAAUGACACAACAUAUGAGAACACACACGGGUGAGCGUCCUUUUAAAUGUCCACAACCCAAUUGUGGUCGUGAGUUUUCUAUUUCUGGUGCAUUAACUAUACAUCGUCGAGUUCAUACCG
Scutellospora calospora is the source of this 721-nucleotide messenger RNA. NCBI's taxonomy places the organism in Eukaryota, Fungi, Glomeromycota, Glomeromycetes, Diversisporales, Gigasporaceae. The record is from the annotation of a GenBank genome assembly.